Molecule: messenger RNA, 696 nt
Organism: Mytilus trossulus (common blue mussel)
Lineage: Eukaryota; Metazoa; Mollusca; Bivalvia; Mytilida; Mytilidae
Product: metalloproteinase inhibitor 4-like
Exons: 6
Coding region: 1-696 (231 amino acids)
Molecular function (GO): metalloendopeptidase inhibitor activity; protein binding
Source: RefSeq, a predicted model, not a curated record
AUGAUAAGGAGCGUACUACAACUAAUAAUUGUUCUGUCAUGGAUGACAACUAGUAUACAAAGUUGUUUUUGUGGUACUGAACAUCCUCAAGUUCAAUUCUGCGAAGCUCAUUACGUAUUGUAUGGCAAAGUUAUAAACGAGACUCUUAUACCAGGUCCAAGAGAUGAUUAUUACAAUAAUUACGCAACUUGGGAAUAUACAUUUACAGUUAUUUUCAGAAUGAAGGGAGUGACAGAACGAGUUGGACAAGAUGUAGUUAUAGAGACUGCAGGAAAUGAUGCCCGUUGUGGCGUUCGCUUUACCGUCGGACAGUCUUAUAUCAUAAUGGGACAAAACAACACCGAUGGACAGAAAACGAUAUAUAAUUGUAAUUUCCAUAAGCAACUCGGCGACAUGUCACCAUCUCAAACGUUUUAUCUGUUUUCAAGAGGUUCCUAUUCGUACUUAAGAAACUGCAGAAGAAGGAGAUGCAAAAUUUCAGAGAAUUCAAUUGGUUGUAGAUAUGGGGACUUGAAUGGAGGUUCUCGAACUGCAUCCUGCUUAGCUAAGAAAGCACUGUGCCAGAGAGGAAGAAGGCGUUGCCUCUGGUUCAUUAGACCUUUGAAUAACAAGGACGUAAAUUUCAAUAAAGAAAACAAAUCUCCAAUAUAUGUAGGAUUCUUUGGAUUUCCAGAAUUCGUAUCCAUGUUUGGAUGA